Molecule: messenger RNA, 12661 nt
Organism: Mustela erminea (ermine)
Lineage: Eukaryota; Metazoa; Chordata; Mammalia; Carnivora; Mustelidae
Gene: TAOK1
Product: TAO kinase 1
Exons: 21
Coding region: 856-3861 (1001 amino acids)
Biological process (GO): protein phosphorylation; execution phase of apoptosis
Molecular function (GO): ATP binding; protein kinase activity
Source: RefSeq, a predicted model, not a curated record
UGUCGGGAGGAGGGGAGUGGUGUUGGGGAAGGGGGGGGGGGAAACCUGGGCAGCGGCCGGGCUCUGUGGCUUCAGGGCUCGGAGAGAGAGAGAGAGAGGGAGGGUGGCAAAGAUAGUGAGUCGGUGCCGCCGCCUGUCUGAGGAGAGAGGAGGGGUCCCGCUUGCCUGCGCCCUUCGAGGGCCGAGAGCGCGAGGCGCCCGCGAACCUCUGAGGCCUCCCGGCCCCUGGGGACCCCGCCCCGCCGCCGGCCGGCCGGCCCGCGGCCUCUCUUCCCUUUGUGAGCGCCCCCUUCCCAGGGGUGGUGGUGGUGGCGGAGAACUGUGCGUGGGCCCGCCCGCCGAGGGGCCGUGGCGGGGGACGAGAGGGCCUCGGCUGUGUGAGGACGGAAGGCGGCCGAGGCCCCGGCCGGUUCCCCCGAGGCGGCGGCAGCGGCUCCCAGCACUUCCCCGCGCCAUCUUAGCUGAGCCCAAGCUCUGAGGGCGCCUCCUCGACCCCGGUCGUCCCCUCGCCCCCUCCCCCCCCCCGCCCCUUGUCGCAGAGCUUGGGCUGGGCGGCUUGCUGGGGCUCGGGGGCGGGGGGGGCGGCGGUCGGUCGCCAGGCCCCCUCCUCCUUCUCCUCACUCCUCGCCCUCCAGCGUAGCGGCUACCCGAGCGCCGCAGGGGGCUGCGCCUGCCUACUCCGCCCCAGACCUGUCGGCGAAAGGUAAUACCAGUGGUUUGAAACGUAGACAAUUUGAUGCUGUCCAACAAGUCACUAUGGCUCUAUUCAUGCCAACGUGGCUUCAUUCAUACAGAUGAACCAAGGAUUGGGAUAGCAGUAUAAAAUUAGAAUCAGAGAACUGAUUGCCCAGCAGGAUGCCAUCAACUAACCGAGCGGGCAGCCUGAAGGACCCUGAAAUUGCAGAGCUCUUCUUCAAAGAAGAUCCAGAGAAGCUCUUCACAGAUCUCAGAGAAAUUGGCCAUGGAAGCUUUGGAGCAGUGUAUUUUGCACGAGAUGUGCGUACCAACGAAGUGGUGGCUAUCAAAAAAAUGUCUUAUAGUGGAAAGCAGUCUACUGAGAAAUGGCAGGAUAUUAUUAAAGAAGUCAAGUUUCUACAAAGAAUAAAACAUCCCAACAGUAUAGAAUACAAAGGCUGCUAUUUACGUGAGCACACAGCAUGGCUGGUAAUGGAAUAUUGUUUAGGAUCUGCUUCAGAUUUACUGGAAGUUCACAAAAAGCCAUUACAAGAAGUGGAAAUAGCAGCAAUUACACAUGGUGCUCUCCAGGGAUUAGCCUACUUACAUUCUCAUACCAUGAUCCAUAGAGAUAUCAAAGCAGGAAAUAUCCUUCUGACAGAACCAGGCCAGGUGAAACUUGCUGACUUUGGAUCAGCUUCCAUGGCAUCUCCUGCCAAUUCUUUUGUGGGAACGCCAUAUUGGAUGGCCCCAGAAGUAAUUUUAGCCAUGGAUGAAGGACAGUAUGAUGGCAAAGUAGAUGUAUGGUCUCUUGGAAUAACGUGUAUUGAACUAGCGGAAAGGAAGCCUCCUUUAUUUAAUAUGAAUGCAAUGAGUGCCUUAUAUCACAUAGCCCAAAAUGAAUCCCCUACACUACAGUCUAAUGAAUGGUCUGAUUAUUUUCGCAACUUUGUAGAUUCUUGCCUCCAGAAAAUCCCUCAAGAUCGCCCUACAUCAGAGGAACUUUUAAAGCACAUGUUUGUUCUUCGUGAGCGUCCUGAAACAGUGUUAAUAGAUCUCAUUCAAAGGACAAAGGAUGCAGUAAGAGAGCUGGACAAUCUGCAGUAUCGAAAGAUGAAGAAACUCCUUUUUCAGGAGGCACAUAAUGGACCAGCAGUAGAAGCACAGGAGGAAGAGGAGGAACAAGAUCAUGGUGUUGGCCGGACAGGAACAGUGAAUAGUGUUGGAAGUAAUCAGUCUAUUCCCAGCAUGUCCAUCAGCGCCAGUAGCCAAAGUAGUAGUGUUAACAGUCUUCCAGAUGCCUCAGAUGACAAGAGUGAGCUGGAUAUGAUGGAAGGAGACCACACAGUGAUGUCUAAUAGUUCUGUCAUCCAUUUAAAACCUGAGGAAGAAAAUUACAGAGAAGAGGGAGAGCCUAGAACAAGAGCAUCAGAUCCACAAUCUCCACCACAAGUGUCUCGUCAUAAAUCACACUAUCGUAAUCGAGAACACUUUGCUACUAUACGGACGGCAUCACUGGUUACAAGACAAAUGCAAGAACACGAGCAGGACUCUGAGCUUAGAGAACAGAUGUCUGGCUAUAAGAGAAUGAGGCGGCAACAUCAAAAGCAAUUAAUGACUCUGGAAAAUAAAUUAAAGGCUGAGAUGGAUGAACAUCGCCUCAGAUUAGACAAAGAUCUUGAAACUCAGCGUAACAAUUUUGCUGCAGAAAUGGAGAAACUUAUCAAGAAACAUCAGGCUGCUAUGGAAAAAGAGGCUAAAGUGAUGGCCAAUGAAGAGAAAAAAUUUCAGCAGCAUAUUCAGGCCCAACAGAAGAAAGAACUGAAUAGUUUUUUGGAGUCCCAGAAAAGAGAAUAUAAACUUCGAAAAGAACAGCUUAAAGAGGAACUGAAUGAAAACCAGAGCACCCCCAAAAAAGAAAAACAAGAGUGGCUUUCAAAGCAGAAGGAGAAUAUACAACAUUUCCAAGCAGAAGAAGAGGCUAAUCUUCUACGACGACAGAGGCAAUACCUAGAGCUGGAAUGCCGUCGCUUUAAGAGAAGAAUGUUACUUGGACGCCAUAACUUAGAGCAGGACCUUGUGAGGGAGGAGUUAAAUAAAAGGCAGACUCAAAAGGACUUAGAGCAUGCCAUGCUACUGCGACAGCAUGAAUCCAUGCAGGAACUGGAGUUCCGUCACCUCAACACCAUUCAGAAGAUGCGCUGUGAGUUGAUCAGAUUGCAGCAUCAAACUGAGCUGACAAACCAGCUGGAAUAUAACAAGCGAAGAGAAAGGGAACUAAGGCGAAAGCAUGUCAUGGAGGUUCGACAACAACCUAAGAGUCUAAAGUCUAAAGAACUCCAAAUAAAAAAGCAGUUUCAGGACACCUGCAAAAUCCAAACCAGACAGUAUAAAGCAUUAAGAAAUCACCUAUUGGAGACAACACCAAAGAGUGAGCACAAGGCUGUUCUGAAACGGCUCAAAGAAGAACAGACCCGGAAGUUAGCCAUCUUGGCUGAGCAGUAUGACCACAGCAUUAAUGAAAUGCUCUCCACACAAGCUCUACGUUUGGAUGAAGCACAGGAAGCAGAAUGCCAGGUUUUGAAGAUGCAGCUGCAGCAGGAACUGGAGCUGUUGAAUGCAUAUCAGAGCAAAAUCAAGAUGCAAGCAGAGGCACAACAUGAUCGAGAACUUCGAGAGCUUGAACAGAGGGUCUCUCUCCGCCGGGCACUCUUAGAACAAAAGAUUGAAGAAGAGAUGUUGGCUUUGCAGAAUGAACGCACAGAACGAAUACGAAGUCUGCUGGAGCGUCAAGCCAGAGAAAUUGAGGCUUUUGACUCUGAAAGCAUGAGACUAGGUUUUAGUAACAUGGUCCUUUCCAAUCUCUCCCCUGAGGCAUUUAGCCACAGCUACCCGGGAGCUUCUGGUUGGUCUCACAAUCCUACUGGAGGUCCAGGACCUCACUGGGGUCAUCCCAUGGGUGGCCCACAACAAGCUUGGGGCCAUCCAAUGCAAGGUGGACCCCAGCCAUGGGGUCACCCUUCAGGGCCAAUGCAAGGGGUACCCCGAGGUAGCAGUAUGGGAGUCCGCAAUAGCCCUCAGGCUCUGAGGCGGACAGCUUCUGGGGGACGGACAGAGCAGGGCAUGAGCAGAAGCACGAGUGUCACUUCACAAAUAUCCAAUGGGUCACACAUGUCUUAUACAUAACUUAAUAAUUGAGAGUGGCAAUUCCGCUGGAGCUGUCUGCCAAAAGAAACUGCCUACAGACAUCAUCACAGCAGCCUCCUCACUUGGGUACUACAGUGUGGGAGCUGAGUGCAUAUGGUAUAUUUCAUUUUGUAAAGCAUUCUGGUUUGUGUUUACUAAUUGGGAUGUCAUAGUAUUUGGCUGCCGGGUUUUGUUUUGUUUUUUAACUUUUGGAAAAAAUUUGAAAAGGGGAAUUGAUGUGUGUAUGUAAAAAGAUUGGCUAGAUUGGGGGUAUUUACUGAACAUGGAAAAAAUAGAAUGCAGCAUAGUGGCUUGAGUCAUCACUUUGGGGCAACUAUAGCCUAAGAAAUUUGGGAAAAGAUGGAAAGCCUGUCUGCAUACCCCAGAUUCUCAUGAGCCACUCACAGCAGGCAGCAUAUGCUGAAACAAGUGAUUAUGGAAACACACCUGUAUCCCCUCAUCAGUGUAUUUUCUUUAUUAAAUUGGUCUGACUUCUCAGCCUCAUUUGGAGUAAAAAAAGUGGAAAUCCAUGAACACUAAAGGGUUGCAUUGACUUUUUCAGAGUAGAAAACAACUUAGUUCUUUUUCUGAGUGGUGCAUAGGUUUGUCAGUUUUUGUUUUAUCGUUUUGUCCGUUCAAUUGUGCCUUCUUUGUGGCAUGGUGAGAUGGAGGUGUUCAAGAGAUCACUGAGUUAUGUGGGAAUUGUAUCAACAAACCUGUGAACCUUCAAAGGGGAGACCAGAGGGUGAGAGAGGCCCUUGAAAGUUCAUGUGGUGGGUAUGUUCAGCAGCAGAGUGAGGAGAUGAAGCCUAUAUAUUCUAACGUUUUGUUGCUUAUACUGUGAUAUCUCAUCUUAGCUAAGCUCUGUAACUCCCAAGACCCCAGACAGUACUUUUACUUUGUAUGGAAACAAAGACAUGUAGCCAAUACAGGUCAAAUGCCAGAGGCAUUUGAAUGAUGCCAUAUUUGCAAACUGCCAUCCAUUGGAAUUCUCAUCACACUACAAAGACAUAAUUUGAUUACCCCCCCUUUGGCUUAUGGGAUUUCCUGUUUACAAGUAGAAUAGCCCAUUAUUUAAAUUUGCAGUUGCCAUAGUGAACCAGGAGUCACUGAGCCAAUGACUUUACCAGCUGCUGACUAAUCCUCAUCACCACUGUAGAUUUUGCUGCAUGUGCAGGUCCUUUUUUUUUUUUUUUUCCUGGCUGUUUUUGUUGCUGCAAUACUUUACAAACUUCUAGUUCCUUGAGACUUAGUGACCAUGUGGCAUCAUGUUAACAUCACACAAUAGGAAACACCACUUCCAGAAGUCUCUAGCCUCAGUGCUAAAGUACUACUGAAAAGGAACUAGCAAGUUUGGCAAAUUAAAAAAGAAAAAAAAUAAAAAAUAAAAAAAGUUAAGUUAUAGUGGUCAGGGAAUCUCUUAACAAAAGCUAACUUUUUUCCCAGAGAGGGGCAUAUUUUGUUUUGUUUUGUGUUUUGCAAUGAAGGAUCAGCCCAGUGCUAAAAGUCAGAUGUUACUUGGUAUUCCACAGCCAGUGUGGAAAUUGAGUUGAAGGUGGGUAAGGAGCUAUGAGUAUGACUUGAAGGAAAAAAAUGUCCUUUCCAGUGAGAUCAGCGUUUCUUACGAGUUAUUGUCCUGCUCCCUCCCCAGUUGUCUUGAAGAACCCUUGCUGCUAACUCUGGGUCCUACUUUUCAUGUGGUCAGAGGGCUCCAAGUUAGAAUUCUGUAAGUCCCUCUCAAUGGUACUCUUCACCUAGACCUGACUAAUGACCAAACAGUAAUCUAUCACUGUUGAAAUCUUGGUUUUGUCAGCCAAAUUUAAGUCUUCCCCAUGUAUGUCAGCGUCAGCUUAAUCUCCAUGAAUCCCCUCUAGGUGUUUCUGGCAUUUCAUUUAAAGGUAACUGGAAGAAAAAUUAAUAUUUUAACGUAAAUCUUUUUAAAACCAAGAUAACAGUAGAAUUCACACUCAGUUGUAGGCAGUCUUUCGGGUAGUACUUGGAUACAUUGCCCUUUUGGCCAUGUUCAAGAUUACCAGUUUUUAAGUGAACAUAACAUGCACCUGUCCUAUCUGAUGAAAGGGGCUUUUAAUUUUCUCAAUAUCUUUUUUUGCAUUAAAAUAUACAGUAUUUCUAACAAAUUGAGAAAUGUACCUGUUUGGAGGAAAAUGAUAGGUUUUUAAAAUUAAUUAAAUGUCCAAAAAUGUGAUGGAAUUUGAUACCUUUUAAAAAAACUAUUCAGGCUGGCCCAUCUGUACUACUGGAGGGGUGCAUUAGGGGAGCAAAUCAAUUUUGUAUACAUAACUCUCUAAAAUCACUACCAGUGAUACAUGUUAAAGUCUACUUGCGGACUUGAGUUAGUCAAAUUGAGUUACUGAGUUCAUAUAUACUUGUAAAAUUGUAAUUGAAUACUGACUCCAAAUGUCUAUCCAGUAGGGCUUUGUAUCUUGAUUUGUGUGGCAACCAGUUUUACAUGUAGGUCAUGACUAUACUGGAUUAUUCCAUUAAGUUAAUUUUAAUUAAAAUAUUUAUAGUUUGCAAAAAUAAUUCCAAUUAAUUGGUUUGUGUGUGUUUGUAAGAUCUAACUUCUGAGGAAUUUCAUAUAUGGUAGGAAUCAUCAAAGAGUAAAGCUUGUAGCAGAAAAAUUGGAAAGGUUUUGAGAGAUCCUAGAGAAAGAAGCAGGCACUUUCUGAAUCGGUGUACAAACGUCAACAUUUGAUCAAAUUAAUACUACCUCCUCCCCAGUGUUGGUGUUCACUUGAUAUAUAUGUAUUUAAGAAAAUAAAAAGUAUGGGAAAUUUGUCCAGCAUAUCAGAAAGUUGCAAUGCUAUAUCUGGUAUCCAGAACUUGGCAGUAAAAUGUUUCUGUGUUCACUGUCUCUCCUUUUUUUAAAGUUAGCAUUUUAAAAAUGCAAAACCUCAUACUUUGAAAUAUAUUAUUGCUAAUUGGGUUCCCUUCCUUUUGCACAUACUUUCUCUGUUCUUAUUAAACUUUGCUCUAACCCCAAAUUUUAGUAUUUGAAAGUAUUUUCAUUGAUAAAGAUAAUGUUAGCUGGAAAAUGUGUUAAUAUAACUUUUAUUUAGAGCUGCCAUUCUUUUUAGUCAUUUCUGUGCCUAGAGAUGAAUAGUACUGCGUUUGAACCACCCCCACAGGUAUAAUAUGCUUGGUACCCAAUGCCAAGGAUUUUUUGGUGAAUUGAACUUUAUAGCAUAGUCAUGAUUUUCAGCUGCCUAGACUUAAGUCAAGACCAUUGAGUACACUAAAACUGUCCUUGACACUUCCUCCUAUUUUUCCUCACCCUCUAUCCAAAAAUUGAAAACUCUAUGAGUAUCUUUUUCAGACCAUAAGGCAGACUUUAGUAACUUUCUACUACUUUAAGUACUAAAUGUCUGGCAUUUUAAACUUUUAUAGAAUACAUUGUGUUGGACACUGGAAUAAUACUGUUUAUUUUCACCUGUGAAAAAUAUUGUACUUGAAACACCUCCUUUGCAUUUCUCCAUGUGUGCCAUUCACUAGUGAAAAUAAAUUGUAUUAUACCAUGAUCUACUGGCUUUUUAAAACUGUGUUAAAUAUGCACAUUUUGGUAUAGCUAUUAUCAUUUGUAUGUAUAUAUUGUAUAUACAUAUGAGUGUCUGUGUGUGUGUGUAGAUAGGUGGAUGUAACUCAUACUGUACAUUUCCAUCAGGGCACUUAAGGUUUUGUUAUUUUGUUUGUUACUUCAGUCCUCAGUUAAGGCAAGAAUGCAUGUGUUUCUUAAGAAUGAGUAUGCUGGGUUGAUAUUUAUGAGAAGGUGAUCAUUAGAUGCAAUCUUUUCUUUUUUACUCCCUUCUUAGCACUUGUGUGGGUGGUAAGAAAGUUAAGUAAAUGUGGAACCAUAAGUUACAAUCCAGUAAAAUAUUGCUGGGGAAGGAGCCAGUCAGUGUUUCUGUGAGUUUGUGUUGUGACGCAAUAAAAGAUAAGUGAUGCAGAGAGAAAUGAACCGUGGAAGUUCAAAACACUGGUGGUGAUUCCUCUGCAAAGAUGAUGAAAAGAACCAGGAAGUCACAGUCUCCAUGUGCGCAAUCUAAACGUGAUUUUUAGGAGCGAUGCCAUUGAUCCUCUUACCCUUUUUACUCCGCUGAUACUAAUACUUAACAAAUUUUGCUAAGGACUGAAACAGCCAAGAAAGGAAUUACUGCUAAAGCAUCUAAGGUUCUCCUAAACUGUGAGAUCAACAGGAAAUGGCCACUGGGAGAGAAGGAUACGGUAUUGGUGUGGGGCUUUCUCCCUUGAUCUGCCUCCUCUUGCUUGCUAAUAGUAAGUUCUUCGUGCACCUUCCAGCCCUUCUGAGCCACUGCUAUUAAGCACAGAUUUGGCCCAACACAGCAAGCCUUUCCUGGGAGGUUUAUAUGGUCCUGCAUUCUGUCCCAUGCUCACAAUGUGAAGUGUUUAGUGUGUAUUUGAGUCAGAAAGUAAUAUAUUUAAGGCGUAUAAGUGUGAAUCUAUUAACAAUGGAAGAAGAGGUUCUUGUUUCUUAGAGAACUACCUUCUCUAAGGAACAAAGCCAAAACUCGGGCUGUCAUUUUUGAGCUGCUUACCAAAAUACAGAUCAUUAUUGAAGAGAAAUGAAUUCUCUCUGUUUUGUUUUUCCCUUAUCUAACGUGAUAGUGCCCCCAACCAGGUUGUAGCAUUGCCUUUGAUAAGGCACUCACUCACUCCUAGUUAAGAACUGGAAAUUUCCCAUCCUCAUGAAGACUGUGCUGUACACUUAGCAGACUUGCCUCUUGUAUGCAGGGACUACUGAUUGAAGUCUAUUUUGCUGUGUGUGUGGUUAUGUUGUCUGCACUUUUAUGAAAUCACCACAAUAGGUCUACAUUGGAAAUGACUAUUAAUUUGUAAGGAAGUAAGUUUUAUUUAAACACUGUCUAGAGCAAGAAAGUGAAGCUGAGAACUCUUCCAUUAAUGUCCAUUUAUAUUUUCUACUGAAUUCUGGUAGUCUCCUUAAAGUCAUGUUGACUAAUUUUUCCCUCGUUUAUAUUCAGAUUUCCAAAAUUUCACUCACACAAGGGAAGAAAACCCAUUUGGCUUAAUGAUAGCUUUUAGAUUGUAAGAAAAUAUAAAUUAGUAUGCACCUUAUCUGCCUGUUGUGGGUUUCUUAAACUUGCACUUCCCUCCCAUCCACCCCAAAAUAGAUAUCCUUUAAAGAAAAUAAAGGCAGAGAAUUAAAACUGGGGAGCCACUUACUAUGUCACCAUCACUGUUAACUUGUUUCCCAGCAAUCCUUUUUGAAGUUUCAGAGAUAUUUUUUUGUGUGUAUGUAUGUGUCUUUCUGAUUGCUUCGGGUUUAUUUUUUGGUUUUAAAUAUACGAGAGAUUCUUCUUUAAUAGAGAAAAAAGUUAGUCCUCUCUGAAACAGGAUGCCCACUGGGUGUACCAACCUGGACAUCUGUAGGUAGUUUGCCAUGAAAAAGUGGAGAAAAGUUGAGACUUCUGAAUGAAUGAAAAGGGUGUCUUGAUGCCCAUGGAUUCCCCCCAAAGUACGGGUAAUUCAGCCUGCACAGUUUCCUUUUCACUCAUAGAUUUUUAGCAAUUAUGAGUGAAAAAUCAUGUAAUUAUCUGUAAAUAUGUAGCUAACAAAUUGACCUAGUUUCUGUAUUUUUUUGUUUUUGUACUAAAGUUUCUAAGUCUGUGCCAGCUAGAGAGGAGUUGAUGUCAUUGCCAGUUGUGGUCCUAGCAUUUAAUCCUGAAACCAUCCUAGGGGACAUUUUUAGAAUUAAUGCUUAAAUGUUGUUAAACAGGGGAAAUGAAGCUUAAUCAUUGGUCAGGUUUUACAUCUUUUGAAGCAAAGUCAUUUUAUUUAAUAUAAUGAUUACAUGUUUUCAAUCAUGAAUGAGGUAGGGAGCCUCCCUCCCCCAGUGGCCAUGUUUACAGACGUGUGUUUUGUCUAUAAAGUGCAAGAGUUUUAAUGUUUAUGUAAAUUAUGCAGGUGAUAACACUAUGGCUUGGAACUGUUUAUUGGGCUCUGUAGCUGAAUUUUCAAAGGAAAUGAACUAUGCUAACUGCUGGCACAUUGAUCCCGUUUCUGAGGCAUUUUUCCUAUUUCCAGAAUUACAUAUGUUCCUUUGUCAUUAUCCCCACUAAACCUUUCUCUGAAAUGCCUUGUAGCCUAAGGUGUGAAAGGCUGGUAAACACAGAUGAGGGAAAUGCAUUUUUAAAAAUCCGUGAGCCCUCUUUUGUGUGCAUUCAGUACUCCUGUGUUUCAGUGGCAACCCUGAGGUCGGUUGAGUUUUAGAAAUGAGAUACCGCUGUUAACAAAAAGUGUGUAUUCUUUGCUUUUGCAUGGCUUGGCUUAGCUUCAAAGAUGUAUUAGGGCCACUUGAAAGCAUGAAGACCAGUCGUGUGGGAACAGGUUUCUCUCAGUGGCACAUUUUGCUUCUUCUGAGCCCUCAAAUACAUUGCCUCAGCAUGAACAUUAUUGUUAUUAUAAAUUGCACAUGGUCAUGGAGUGAAUUAUGUGAUUUAAAGAUGUAACUGCUUAAUGUUUUCAGAUUCUGGCUGGUCCAUGUGACUGUUUGGCACAUAUCAAACAGGGGUUGGGGGUCCUGAAACCCUUCUAACCCCCUUUUUGUCGUAGACAACUGUGUUUAGUUUAUUAAGAUGUUGGCUGCCCCUGGUGUGUUGCCAGAUAGCUCUUUUUUGGUGCCCAUUCCAAAUGUGCUUCCUUGCGUUUCAUAAUAUCAGAGAAACACCACCCCUUCUCCCCAACAUUUUAUGUGUUACACCUUUUAUUCCACAUUAAAUGGGAAUUGUGCCUACUUAGAGUGCCCCACCAAUUAGUUACAUAUAUGUGUUCUAAAAUAAUCCAAGCCAGAGAUACAAGGUGGAAAAAUUAAAAAAAAAAAAAAAUCCACUUGAGGCCAGUAAUUUAUCUGACAAGAUAUAUUUUACCACAUUAUCUUGACACUUGAUAUAUGAGCCUAAUAGGAGUUGCAGGUGGUUUCAUAGGGCAAAAUCCAAGUGGAGAGGAUAUGUGGGAUUAUUAGAAGACAAUUUUGUUCUGAUUUUACCUUUCCUUUUAUGAUCCUUCUCUGCUAGUUUAGAAUAGGUUAAUUCUCCAAAUUUAUUUAGUUUUGUUUUUUAUCUUUUAGAGAUUUUUACAAAAGCAAUGGUCUGAUGUAAAUAACAUUUUAAAGUAAUAGUGCACAUAACUUUCCCAGACAAUUCCAACCAGAUAAUUUGUAAAUGCUUUAGAGUUUUUUAAAUUAACACUUGUGUUGCUAAAUCCUAUUUAUGUAAGUCUGCUAAAAUUUUUAACCCAUUUAAAACUUAAGACAUUUAAAUAAUGGAUGGGUUACUCUGAGCAAUCUAGCUUUCAGAACCCCCUUGUUUUAGUAUAUGAAAAAGAUAGCCUAAUGCGCAUUAAUGAGGUUGGAGAGACUUUGAGAAAUAUGUAUAGUGUAUAUUUUAAAACAGCUUUGCUUGUAUUGUGAAGAUUUAAAAACAAACUUGAGAUUUUUAACAUUAACUAUUAACACAGUUUUAACAUAAGUUAUCCCACUGGGUUUAAGAGCAUCUUGAAUGUAUAAUCCUUUUUGUAACCCAGGUUGGUUUCUGCUUUCACCAGUCAUCCAAACAUAUUAUUUAUGUUUUUAGUUUUAUAUACUCAUUUCCCUUUGUUUUCCUCAACCAGCAUGAUUUUUUUGCACAUGUAUUGUAGAAAUUUUUAAAAAGAAAAGUUAAUACAUUGUUUUCUUUGAAUUUUCUUCACUUCUCUCUUCCUUUCUACUAACCCCUUACCUUAAAGGCCAUAUCGCUCCAUUUGCAUUAUUUGUGCAAAUGCCAGGGUUGGUUUUUAUUUUUAUUUUUGCUAUUUACCUAAAGAAAAAAAAUGCUUCAGUCAAUUGCUUUUUUUAUUUAAAAAAGAAAAAAGAAAAGAAAAAAAGCUGUAACCUUAUCAUUUCUGAGUAGACCAUUGAGAGAUGAAUGCACACCUGUACUAGCCCAGGACCAGCUUUGGUGGCUGAAGGGAAUAUUUUAACUAAGCAAGAAGUUCUUUUCUAAAAGUGGUAUGUAUUAUUCACAAUCUCUUUCAGUUAUUCCCACAAGUCAGGGGUCCAGAUAAAAUGAGGGUUAUCAGCUAAACUGAUACGUUAUCAUUGAGGUUCAUCAAUGAAUUUGUACAUUUCUAGUUCCCUUUGGUGAAGGGAAAAAUGACGAUUUUGCAAGACCUAGAUUUUGGCUUGGUUUCUUGCCUCCUUUUUUGGCAGCCUUCAUCUUCUCAUCUCCCAAAGCCCUUGAGCCUGUAGGGUUUUUGUGGUACACAAAGGACUUGUGGUCUUUUAAAACUAGGACUGAUAUUUUGGUGUGAGAGAUUAUCAUGUUGAAAGUGAUGUUCUGCCACUUUACCAAUGACUAAUUUUAAAUACACACAGUCCUCUCAAUUUUCGGACCAAACAGACGCCCUCAGUGGAGGCUUAUCAAGGGUUGCAAUGGGGAAGAAGCCUCUCCCUCACUGUCAGCGCCGGCUGGUAAAGGUGACUGUACAGAUGUGCAUUUUCCUUUUGGUAGAAAUGGUCCGCAGCACUAACUGGUAAGGCUUAUUGUACAGUAUAUUGUCAGUAUUCUUCUGGUUCAACAUACCUUAUAGUUCAUAUAUAACCUGUAUUAAUUGUAUAGAUUGUGCAUUUAAAGCUGUUACCAAGUUGUCAGAACAUAAGAGCGAAAACAAGGUCAUAUGUAAUAUUUUGUUUGUAAGUAUCCUUUGUAUCAUAGCAAAGGAAAUGUUUAAAAAAAUCAACUGUAAUAAAGUAAUUUUAGUACACAGA